Messenger RNA from Medicago truncatula (barrel medic), 469 nucleotides. RefSeq names its product outer envelope membrane protein 7. The record is from RefSeq and is a predicted model, not a curated record. Lineage: Eukaryota; Viridiplantae; Streptophyta; Magnoliopsida; Fabales; Fabaceae. Bases 64 to 276 code for a protein of 70 amino acids. The transcript has a single exon.
CAUUUGAAACAGUGUAUCAUCAUAGAAUUCAAUUCAACGAGAGAGAGAGAGAAGGAAGGGAUCAUGGGAGCAAUCACCGGUGCAGUGAUCGCAGUGGUAGGAGUGAUUCUAGGUUGGAUCACUAUCGAGAUAGCUUGUAAACCCUGCCUCGAACAAGGUCGUCAAGCCAUCGAUCGCAAUCUCAACCCUGAUUACGAUCCCGACGACGAAGACAGCGCCGCCGCCGUUCGAGCACCACUCAAUCCCGCCCCCGUCGCCGCUAAAACCGUUUCAUAAGUGGUAUUCACUUUUGUGUGUAUUAUAUAUAUAUAUAUAUAUUUGAUUUGAGAUAUCAUAUCAAUGAGUUGUUAAUGGAUUCAGAUAUUCUUCUUGAAUUAUUAUGAAUGAAUGUUAAUGAAUAACUGUAUGUAUAAUAGAGUGAUCAAGAUUUCUUGUGGUUAAUUUAGCUAUUUCUUACUUUUUACUGAAA